This is a messenger RNA of Pipistrellus kuhlii (Kuhl's pipistrelle), 4121 nucleotides long. RefSeq names its product proline rich coiled-coil 1 (gene PRRC1). The transcript has 9 exons. Bases 179 to 1552 code for a protein of 457 amino acids. Gene Ontology annotation, molecular function: protein kinase A regulatory subunit binding. The record is from RefSeq and is a predicted model, not a curated record. Lineage: Eukaryota; Metazoa; Chordata; Mammalia; Chiroptera; Vespertilionidae. Gene Ontology annotation, biological process: activation of protein kinase A activity. Gene Ontology annotation, cellular component: cytoplasm.
AGGGGCGUGCGCCUCCGUGGCCAUCUUGGAGGCGGGGACGCGCGGUGCGAGCACCUCCGUACCUCCUCCUUGUCUCCUCUGAGCCGUAUUCUUAACUCCCUGAGCGCCCUGUCCCCCCACUUUUCAGCCGCCACGCAGACAGCUUCUCGGGCCCCCAGUAUAUCAUAAUUGAAAAAAAAUGAUGGAAGAGAGUGGAAUAGAGACAACACCACCUGGAACUCCUCCGCCGAAUUCUGCAGCGGGACUGGCUGCUACGGCUGCUGCUGCUGCUACGGCUGCCGCCGCCGCUGCGAUGUGUUCCACCCCCGUUCCGUUAGCUGCAACCAGUUCUUUUUCUUCUCCAAAUGUAUCUUCUGUGCAGUCCCUGCCACCACACUUAUCCUCUACCCCUCAGCCAUCCCUUCCUCCUGUGAGGCCUUCCGCAUCACUGCCUUUUGUGCCUCCUUCACCAGUUCCGUCUGCUCCACCGCUUGUUACCGCUGUACCACCUCCUGUGUCUCCACCGACCGCUGCCGCCUUCAGUAACCCUCCUCUACCCCACUUCCCAACCUCACCUUCUGCCCCGAGUACUCUCCCAUCUGCGCCCCCUUCCAGUCCUCCCACGUCAGGGUUUUCUGUUGGAUCAGCGUAUGACAUCACAAGGGGACAUGCCGGAAGAGCUCCCCAGACACCCCUGAUGCCGUCAUUUUCUGCACCUCCAGUAACAGGUAUUUUGCCAGCCCCCAUUACUCAGCAAGCCAGUUUGACACCUCUGGCCCCGGGAACUGAUACCACGUCAGCCAUUACUUUCCCAGAGGAACAAGAAGAUCCCAGAAUUGUUAGAGAUCAGGAUGAAGCAUCUGCUAGUGGAAUCUGGGGUUUUAUCAAGGGCGUAGCUGGGAAUCCUAUGGUGAAAACUGUGCUUGAUAAAACAAAACAUUCUGUAGAAAGCAUGAUUACAACGCUGGACCCUGGCAUGGCUCCAUAUAUCAAAUCCGGAGGUGAACUGGACAUUGUAGUGACCUCAAAUAAAGAAGUGAAAGUGGCUGCUGUUCGAGACGCCUUCCAGGAGGUCUUCGGCUUGGCUGUGGUUAUGGGGGAAGCUGUUCAGUCCAAUAUCGCCCCUCAGCCAGUGGGCUAUGCAGCUGGAUUAAAGGGUGCCCAGGAACGGAUAGAUACCUUGCGUCGAACUGGAGUGAUCCAUGAGAAGCAGAUUGCUGUGUCAGUAGAAAACUUUAUUGCAGAAUUGCUUCCUGACAAAUGGUUUGAUAUUGGCUGUUUGAUAGUUGAAGAUCCUGUCCAUGGCAUUCAUCUAGAAACAUUUACACAAGCCACACCAGUGCCUUUGGAAUUCGUACAACAGGCUCAAAGUCUAACUCCCCAGGACUACAAUCUGAGGUGGUCAGGCCUUUUGGUGACAGUUGGUGAAGUCCUGGAAAAGAGUUUAGUAAAUGUCAGCCGGACUGACUGGCACCUGGCUUUCACUGGCAUGUCACGGCGACAGAUGAUCUACAGCGCAGCCAAAGCUAUAGCGGGCAUGUAUAAACAGCGCCUGCCCCCCAGGACCGUGUGAGAGACUUACCUCGAUUCUGAGAUGGCCUCACCUUGAGCUUGGUGGUAAAGAAGACAUUUUACUUUCUGAAAUUGGAUAGCGUCAGUAAUCCAGCAGUUUUGGUAAUUUUCCUGAGGGCUGCAAUUUUUCCUUUCCCUUUAAAAAGCCAUGGUGUCAUGUCAGCAAAUGAAACAGAUCCUUUUAUGAUCAUUUAAUUACAUGUACUAUAGUUCUCAAAUAUGUAAGUAUUUUUAUAAGACAAUUUGAUACCAGAUUUAGAGUACAAAUUCAUAUGUUAAGAAAUUUAACUUGAUGUGUACUUGAUUAUUUUGUUUUUCAUAACAGUUAAUGAUAUGCUCCUUGAAUAUUCUUUAAAAGCAUUGUUUCUUUUAAUUCAAGAUUAAUCUGUCAUUUUUUGAAGUUUUUUUUUGUGUGUGCACAUGAUCUCAGAUCUGAUGCUGAGUGUGUGCUCAACAAUUUACCCUAAAAACACCUACCUGUAGAGAGAUGGUGCACAUUUUGUUUGCAUAUUUUUAACUUGGGCCAAACAACAGAAUGGAUCACUUUCUCUUUGGUUAUCAUGUACACACAUAGUGUGAGUAUUGCUAUGUUUUUUUUCUUUUCCUUUUUCUUUUUUUUAAGUUCUGGCAUCUUACAGAUUUAUGCUCUGAGCAUUAGGGUAAUACAUUUUACUUUUUGAUUGUUAUGUGACAACUAAAUGACAGAUUAUUGGAGUUUUAAAUGAGAAGUCUUUGAGUUUUCUUAAUACUGCUAUUCAGUAUUUUCUAGUAAAUUCUGACAACAGCCUUUAUUUCUGACUCCGUCCAUGUUUUCCAUUGUAAGAAAUUUUGGGAGGGAAUCACUUUGUUGUUUAUGGGAUUGAAUACUUCUUAUUUAAUAAGGUUACUUACGUUUGCCUUAAACACUGCUUUUCCAACCUUGUCGAAUUCUGCCUUCACUUUUAAUGGAACUUUUCAAAGAAACUUUUAUAUGCAAUCUGGUUUAUUUAGUCCAUUAUGUUGGUAAAGUUUUUCUUCCAAAUAUAUUUACCAUUUUUGGGUUUUAUAUAAAUCAGAAUUAGUUUGUCUUACACUUUUAAACUCUAUAUACGCACGUUUAAAUAACACUUAAUACAGUAGUUUCUUAUAUAAAUGUAAUUUAUUUACUCUUCUAUGCAGUUUUUUUAGAGUUAAAAGAAUUAGCACAAUCUUAUAAAGGGAGUUAAAGCUCUUAUCCCUGCACUGUCAUUACUUGUAAGAUUUGCUUUGUAUUUUUGCAGUUUUUUACAUGGGGCUGAGAUGAAUUAAGUAUUCAGUGAAAUUCAAGCUGUCAAAGUAAUGAGAGAAAAGAGAUGAAACCAAUUGUGGCAUAAUAGGGACAGAAUACUUUUUUUUCCUCUUUAUUGGUAUUUAUGGAACAGCUCAUCUGUGUCUUCUCCAUCUUUCAUGAAUAAGAGAAAUCUUUCUCUACCAUUUGUAUUAAUAUUUGUCCUUUAAAAUACUAUUAGAAAAGGGAGCUUUUAUCAUGGGAUGGCCUGAUGACUAAUUAUGGAUGAAGGCAAGUAUUCCUAAUUAAAAUACUUUUGCUACUUCCCUUUUAUUUACUGGGAAAUUUUACAGAAAGUAACUCAUUAUCUCUCACACCACAGCAGCAUUAGUAAGGCUGUCUGCUGAUGUUGGUGUUUUGGUGCUUACCAACAAUUUAAGACUGCGGUUCCCUUUACCCAGCAUGCAACUUCCCUCUGUUCUUUCUCUUUCUGCUCAUCUUCUUACCUCUCCCACUGUAGCAUUUCUUAAAGUUGGACUGGGAGCUGUUGGCUCUUUUCCUCCCUCAAGCUUCUUAGGAAAGAAAACCUGUCUUCCACAUGAUCCUUGACUGCUAUUGUUUUGGUUGAGUUUGUGAUUUAUUUAUUUUGAAGUGCUCCAGUAACUACUAACUGAAUUUUAUAAGCUUACACAUGUCUUCAUUUUAAUUAGUGUGAAAGAGAACAGGUAUAACUGCAGAGUAAUUUAAUAUGAACCUCAGUUGACAGAGGUACUCAGGAAGAUCUUGAAUUGAAUAAUCUGUUACUAAGUUUGUCCAGCAACUCUGGACCUUGAACUGUGCCACAGACUUAUGGAGUUGGAAAACUUUAAGCAAUACUAGUGGUUUUCUCUUCUGAUCUCUUAUUAUUACUUCCCCACUCUGUUCCUCUUUCUCUCAAGGAUUAAUGAGGUAAGAAAUUUGAGAUAAGUGAAUAUAUACAAAAUGGUAGUAGAUAGUAAAUAGGUAAUACAUACAGAUGAACAUGUAUUAUGUACACCUAUUAAAAAUUAUGCAAAUUAGUAACAUACUCAGGGUCAACUAAAUUACUUUAAUAUGAUGUUGGAUUUAUUUUAUUCCUUGACUAGAAAAAAUUCUUAACAGGAAUUGCUGUUCUGUGAAGCCAAACUUUGUGUUCUAGAUGAUGUUGAGUUAUGCGUAAAUUAUUAAGAAACUUAGGUUUUUACUCCCAGAAUAUGGUUUUUAAGAUUCUAUGCAGGGUGAUGUAUUGGGUAAUAAUCAAUUUUGUAAGUAUGUAAAUAUAACAAAUAAAUAAUACCUUUACUUA